GGCGGGGCGAGGCACGGCCCUCCCGUCUUCGUCUUCCUCUUCCUCUCGUGCUGGUUCCGUUUGGAGAGCUUUCGCUGCUGCCGUUCUUCGCUACUCUACGCGCACGUCUGCGCUUCGGCCGUUUGGGCGUUUUCUCUCUGCCUUAAAGUCGGGUGUUUUUUAUGAAUAAUCAAAAGCCGCAGAAGCCGACGCUAUCAGGGCAGCGUUUUAAAACGAGAAAAAGAGAUGAAAAAGAGAGGUUUGACCCUACUCAGUUCCAGGACUGUAUUAUUCAAGGUUUAACUGAAGCUGGCACUGACUUGGAGGCAGUAGCAAAGUUUCUUGAUGCUUCUGGUGCAAAACUUGACUAUCGCCGCUAUGCAGAAACUCUUUUUGACAUCCUGGUGGCUGGUGGAAUGCUGGCCCCAGGUGGUACUCUGGCAGAUGACAUGACGCGCACAAACGUCUGCGUAUUUGCAGCACAGGAAGACCUAGAAACCAUGCAGGCAUUUGCUCAGGUUUUUAACAAGCUCAUCAGGCGUUACAAGUACCUGGAGAAAGGCUUUGAAGAUGAAGUCAAAAAGCUGCUGCUGUUCUUGAAAGGGUUCUCAGAGUCUGAGAGGAACAAACUGGCCAUGUUGACGGGUAUUCUGCUAGCCAAUGGGACGCUUAACGCAUCCAUUCUCAACAGUCUUUACAAUGAGAAUUUGGUUAAAGAAGGUGUCUCUGCAGCUUUUGCAGUCAAGCUGUUCAAGUCAUGGAUAAAUGAGAAAGAUAUUAACGCAGUGGCUGUCAGUCUUCGUAAAGUAAACAUGGAUAACAGGCUGAUGGAACUCUUCCCAGCCAAUAAGCAAAGUGUUGAACACUUCUCCAAGUACUUCACUGAAGCAGGACUGAAAGAACUUUCUGAAUAUGUUCGGAACCAGCAAAGCAUAGGAGCUCGCAAAGAGCUACAGAAAGAACUUCAGGAGCAGAUGUCAAGGGGAGAUCCAUUCAAGGAUAUAAUCUUGUAUGUGAAAGAGGAGAUGAAGAAAAACAACAUCUCUGAACAGACUGUGGUAGCCAUAAUCUGGUCAAGUGUAAUGAGCACAGUGGAAUGGAACAAAAAGGAGGAGCUGGUAGCAGAGCAAGCCAUUAAGCACUUGAAGCAAUACAGCCCUCUACUCGCUGCCUUUACUACCCAAGGUCAGUCAGAGCUGACUCUUCUGCUGAAGAUUCAGGAGUAUUGUUAUGACAACAUUCACUUCAUGAAGGCCUUCCAGAAAAUAGUGGUGCUCUUCUAUAAAGCUGAAGUUCUGAGUGAGGAACCCAUCCUGAAGUGGUACAAAGAUGCACACCUUGCAAAGGGAAAGAGUGUUUUUCUGGAGCAAAUGAAAAAGUUCGUUGAAUGGCUCAAGAAUGCUGAAGAAGAGUCGGAGUCUGAAGCUGAAGAGGGUGACUGACCUGUGAAACUCUGUCCUCAGUAAAGCAAACAGCUGUAGAUAAGUGUCCUGUCUCACGUGUCCUCAUUCUUACAUCCUACCUCCCUGUAUCAAGCAUGAUAUAAGGGCUCUCAUGGCAAUUUAUUUUAACUGUUUUCUACAGGUAAUGAAAUACCAGGUUUAGUUUUUAAAACCAUGUUA
Messenger RNA from Indicator indicator, 1601 nucleotides. It is a transcript of the gene BZW1, whose product is annotated as basic leucine zipper and W2 domains 1. Bases 162 to 1421 code for a protein of 419 amino acids. Lineage: Eukaryota; Metazoa; Chordata; Aves; Piciformes; Indicatoridae. The record is from RefSeq and is a predicted model, not a curated record. Gene Ontology annotation, molecular function: protein binding. The transcript has 12 exons. Gene Ontology annotation, cellular component: membrane; cytoplasm.